UAACACCCUUAGGUCUCGGGGUGAAGUCUUCGCUAUAUCAUCACCUCCUCUUCUGUUCCCUUUUAUUGAGUGCUGUUAUAACGAAAGCGGAUAUGUUACCUGCGCCCAGACCUCGCGUGGUUCAGAAUAUCCUUGUUCUUCUCUUUUUUCUCUUGUUCUAUGUCUGUCUCCGCAUCGCUGUUCUCGGAGGCCAGGAAGAAGACCCUUCGCUGCUGAGGUACGACGAAGCUUUCGUGUAUAGGGUUGAGAAGAAGCUGCCCUUGGACGCCUACGCCGAUGCCCGGGACGAAACGGCGCUUCCGAAGCAGCCGCCGCUCUGGGUCCUCACCCUCAGCUCCCUCCCUCGCAGCGGGUCCACGCUCAUGGCCCAGUUCCUCGGGACGCUGGCCAAUUCCGUCGUGUUCUUCGAGCCUAUGUGGAUUAAGGAGUACACCCCCUGCGCCGACGAUGAGGACUGCGUGGUGGACUACAUCUACAACAUUUUCAACUGCUCGUACAAACAGGACUUCGAGGACUGGUUUCGGAAGAAGGAUCUGUUCUUCGGGUACUUCCACUCGGACGUCAAGAGCUGCAAGGGCGCAGGUUGCAGAGACGCGCUCGACGUCCGCGGGAUGUGCGAGCGCUCGGACGCCAGGGUCAUGAAGAUCAUCCGCACGAGGCUGGCGUUCCUGGAGCCGCUGAUGAGCGACCCGGAAAUCAACUUCAAGGUCAUCUUCCUGACCCGAGACCCGCGCGGAUCCCUCAACAGCAUUCGGAAGUUCGGCUGGAACAGGGACCCGUUGACGCGCUGCUCUCACCUGGACAAAGACCAGGUUGCCUACGAUGAAUUAUCCGAACUCUACCCGGAUAAAGUGAUGCUCGUCAAGCACGAAGACUUCUGCCUCGACCCCAUGGGCAAGGCGGAGGAACUCAUGGAGUUCUUGUACGGCCACUCGACCGUCCCGGAGGAGCUCAAGACUUACCUCGCGAACCACAUGACCUCCAAAACGCAGAAGGGGACCAUGAGCACCGUCAAGAACAGCUCGCAGGAGUAUGACGCCUGGCGCUACAAGAUUCGCGAGGACGACCUCCUGAAGAUUGAAAGCGAGCCAAUCUGCGCGCGCACCAUCGAGAGCAUGGGCCACGUGCUCUUCGGCUCCAUCCAGAGGGCCAACGACUCGUCCGUCCCGCUCUUCGUGCAGUGAGGCUCGGCUCUGUGUCGGUGGUCUUCCGCGGAGAGAAAGCGCGUGGGUUGUGGUCCUAGUGGCUCGUUAAAGUGCUAAAGAUGAAAUGAAAGCGAUAAUAAUGAUAACUACGAACUAAUAACAGCAAAAUGGAACAAUAUGAUACUACGACCACUGCUAUUAUUAUGAAACUACUGCUAUUUCUACCGUGAUUGCUGUCAAUCUGCAUUCUCUACAAAGUUGGCUAGCUGACAGUGAGUGAUGUACGGAGCAAAGGGAUCGAUCAAUAUCUGACCUCUGUAGUUGAGACGUGUAAAGCAAUUAGAGAAGGCAAAGGGGUAUGAAGGGAAGGAAGAUUAACUUUGGAAGAAUUCUUAAAAAAAAAAUAAAUAAAUAAAAUAAAAUAAAUAAAUAGGAAGAAGCUGAAGAAGAUACUUAAAGGUAAGAAGAAAGAAGCAAUACCUGUGUUUACAGUGGCUCACUGCCUCUCAGCUGAUUUUUGUAAACAAGCCAGUGGCCAGUACAAACGUGACUACAUCGUAAAUAAAGCGACACUGCUGAAUUGCAACGAGCGAAUUUUCAAAACAUUCAUUAGGUACUGAACGCAUUUCUGUACCAAUACAUCUGAGAGUGUCCCAAAACAUUUGCAACAUUCAUCGUAGCGACAAAAAAAAACAAAAAAAAACGCUUUCAUGUACUCACUUCAUCUUCAUAAAUAGAUUCCAAAAUUUGUAUUUUUUGAGUGGAAGGGUUGAUUAGUGUAGAGGAGCAACGUACACCGAAGACUUAGUAUCAGACCAAUAGGACUGAUUUUGAGAACGUAGACCUUUUCCGAAGCGCCGUUGCCAGUCCAUUGCAUGUCACUGUCCUGUUGUAAAUUACCAGUCUUGAAUCAGAGAAAUCCUGACACUCCAUGAGAUUCAAACUUUCAAUAAAAGUAAAUAACUUCCGUCCUUAUGGUCAUAUUUCUCUUCUUUUUUUUUAAUUUAAAGAUUGGCAAAAUUUGACAAAAUAUUAUAAAGUGUAGGAUAACUAUAAGGGACCUCGUGAAGCUAAAAUUAUAUUUUGUUGUUUUCUUAUAUGUUUAUUUUUUUACGCCAUCAUGUAUUUUUGAGAUGCUUAUGAAAUUCUUUUGUGUAGUUCUGAAGUUAUGUCUUGAAGACAUCACUUCAUUGUUAUAUGAUCGAACAAACGCACGCACGCGCGCGCACACACACACACACACACACACACACACACACACACACACACACACACACACACACACACACACACACACACUCCUACACGCACACACAUUCAGACUAGGUUUUUUUUUUUUUCUUUUUUUUUUUUUCUUUUUUGCAAAGACAGUUGUUACUUUCAUCUGGUUUGUAAACAUCAUGCAGAGGUCGUAGUAGAUAACUAAAUGCACUUAUUGGUAAAAACUUACCAUAGUGCACACAUCGUUAAAAAGAAAAAUGAUAUUCUAUGAUACUGUUCUGGUUUGUUGUAGUUGCCUUGCCAGAAUAUGCAAGUCAUUCGAUCUUAUGUCUUUUCAUAAUGAUAAUUACUUAAGAGUUACUGUGAUUUGACUUGUAAUAUUUAGCAUAUGGCAACUUAAUUUCCUUUUUUUUCUUUCUAAACAAUUUGUUUAAUGAAAAAUGUCUACAAGUGGUUUUAUUUACUUUGAACUAUGUGUUGUGACUCCCUUCUUCGGGUUUGAAGGAGAGAGUCGUGUCAACGUAAGAUUAAGAUCACUUUGGUGGCUAGUACCAGUAUAAAUAUAAUGUUCAGUGUAAACUUUCAUCGUAUUUUGUAUAUAUAUAUAUAUAUUGUUUGUUUAUGUUGUAUGUAAAACUACACUUUUUAUUUAUGCUUUAUGUAAUAUUGUCAUAAGUAAAAUGUUUUUUUUGUA
Messenger RNA from Penaeus indicus, 3060 nucleotides. Its product is annotated as carbohydrate sulfotransferase 3-like. Gene Ontology annotation, molecular function: N-acetylglucosamine 6-O-sulfotransferase activity. The coding region runs from base 93 to 1184 and encodes 363 amino acids. The record is from RefSeq and is a predicted model, not a curated record. The transcript is spliced from 2 exons. NCBI's taxonomy places the organism in Eukaryota, Metazoa, Arthropoda, Malacostraca, Decapoda, Penaeidae. Gene Ontology annotation, biological process: sulfur compound metabolic process; N-acetylglucosamine metabolic process.